Molecule: messenger RNA, 570 nt
Organism: Penicillium brasilianum
Lineage: Eukaryota; Fungi; Ascomycota; Eurotiomycetes; Eurotiales; Aspergillaceae
Source: the annotation of a GenBank genome assembly
AUGGGAUCUCUGGCACAGAGGUGGAUAAAAGCUCAGCUGUCUUCAACGGAGACGCUAUUGUACAAAGAAGAUUGGGCUAAGAUUCUCCCUAACACAUUCUUCGAGGAGGAUAAGCCUACAUUCUACGCAGCCUAUGGUCAACUUAUCAAUACGAUUCAACUUAUUCGCCAAGAUGCCCCUGGUUUGGAAAAGAAUAUCGAUGACGAACUUGAUGGUGCUAAACGGGCCAUGGUACUGGCUGAUGAUGGGCGGCAAUAUAACGAUUCCUCGUACAUGAUCCAGGCUUUGAACAACAAGCUUGCCGCAAACGAUGUAUCCUGGGAGGUGAAAACGAAAACUGUCGAGGGCCCUGAGGGAUACACUUGGGAACUAGUCAAUAUUGAGGCGACCCUCGCGGCUCACCCUGAAGCAUCCGAGGACCUGAAGAGCGCAGUCCGUCAGCUUGGCUCGAAUUGGGGAACUGCAGCCAGUGAAGACGUAGGGUCAAAAAAGCAUGUCGAGGCUCUCCUCGCAAGUGCACUCUUCCAAUCAACACUUCUGGGUGAUAGUACCUGUGAGUUUGAGCUGUGA